AUGAAGGCCGCCUUCCUGCUGCUCGUCCUCUGCGUUUCGGCGGCCAUGGCCGUCGAGGCGGAACCGCACGCUGCGCUGGCCAGGAAACUGCUGGACAAGAAGGAUAUCACGUACUGCGAUGGCAAGCACGACGACUACUCGUGCACUGACUACGAGUACUGCGCGGACCUGGGCUACUCCAAGUGCUAUCCCAAGCAGAAGUGCGACGACUACUGCAAGAGACAUGACUACAAGUACGAGGGGCACGGCUACGACAAGAAGAAAGUGAAGUACUGCGCGGAGUACGGCAAGAACUGCUACACUGAGCAGAAGUGCGACGACUACUGCAAGAGACAUGACUACAAGUACGAGGGGCACGGCUACGACAAGAAGAAGGUGAAGUACUGCGCGGAGUACGGCAAGCACUGCUACGACGUGCAAGAGUGCAAGUACCACUUCUGCAAGAGCAAGAAGCACCACGGUUGA
Messenger RNA from Ostreobium quekettii, 465 nucleotides. The record is from the annotation of a GenBank genome assembly. Lineage: Eukaryota; Viridiplantae; Chlorophyta; Ulvophyceae; Bryopsidales; Ostreobiaceae.